Dermacentor silvarum is the source of this 1218-nucleotide messenger RNA. RefSeq lists its product as uncharacterized. Bases 10 to 843 code for a protein of 277 amino acids. NCBI's taxonomy places the organism in Eukaryota, Metazoa, Arthropoda, Arachnida, Ixodida, Ixodidae. The record is from RefSeq and is a predicted model, not a curated record. The transcript is spliced from 4 exons.
CCCCUGCCCAUGACCACGGCAGCGAUGGCCGAGCAGGUGCGGGCACUGCGCUCCGAGUCUGCGCCCGGAAUCCGGCUUCUCGCCGGCCUUCGCUCGCUGGAAGUGGAGAACGCGUACGUCCGCCUCUGGUCCAACCGGUCGGGCCUGGCGGCGUCGGCCAACCUGGCCUACGAGUGGGUCCGCCGCGCGGGCCUGGAUGGCAUCGCCCUCACCAACCUGGUUGUGGGACGCCACACCGUCGACGUGUACGUGAACUUCCUCAAGGUGUCGUCCCUGGCCGUGAUUCGACGCCUGGGCGUGCCACGUGAUCAGACGUGCGUGUCCAUGAGCCUGGCUGUGAUGCGCUUCCUGCUGUACGACCGGCCGAGGCGCUUGGGACAGGUCUGCCACAACUACUUCCCCGAGGCAUACUCCAUGCACUGUCGCGAGUGGACUGAAAUACGGUACGAGCGCGGCGCCGUGGCCAACACGGCGCUCGCGCACCGGCGAGCCAUGGCCGUCGCCGAGAUCAUGGACAGCUUCGACAACGAAACCACGCUUGCCCACAAGGUUGCAGCGCUCGUCCGGAAUUCCGGCAUCCCUUGCGUGGCCGUCUACAACGUCGAGCUGGACGAUGCCACCGGCAUCUGCGAGUCCGUGACGCCGUACUCGAGGCUUACCGCGGUGGCCACCGCGUUGCGCGGCACGACACUCACGAAGCGCACCACCGCGAAGCCGAAAUCCACGCUGCGCAAGGCCAUCGAGGCAGUCAACGGUACCGAGCCAUCGGAGACGACUGUGGGGAGGCACCGCCACAAAGUGCGCAGACGAGUCUUGGUGGCCGUUAAGAAGCGCCGCCACUAGCAGGGACCGCGCCGCCCACCAGACACGAUGCGGACCAAAGCGCGUCUGCUACGGUUUGAAUCGUUAGCGGUAGUUAUGUAUUGUUAGUUUUCGUGCCAUCGAGUGUGCUAUUCGAUCUUACGCUAUGAAUUAGUUUAUAUGGUAAAUGCAAUUGUCAUGUGCUUGCCUUCUAUAUAAUCUUUGUUAUCUAUGUGGUGUAUUGCUGCUGUCUUACUGUGAGCUACUAUACAGGCGGCCACCGAUGUUUGCAGCACGAUACAAAAAUUUUGUUUAAAUAAAUAAAAAAUAAUAAUAUAAGAUGGACUUACUAGAUUCACUAUAAUCUAUGGCAGGAAAAUAAAGGUCAGGCUGCACUAGCGUCACUUACUGCAACAU